Lemur catta (Ring-tailed lemur) is the source of this 4926-nucleotide messenger RNA. RefSeq names its product MAM domain containing glycosylphosphatidylinositol anchor 2 (gene MDGA2). The record is from RefSeq and is a predicted model, not a curated record. Gene Ontology annotation, cellular component: plasma membrane. The transcript has 17 exons. Gene Ontology annotation, molecular function: protein binding. NCBI's taxonomy places the organism in Eukaryota, Metazoa, Chordata, Mammalia, Primates, Lemuridae. The coding region runs from base 1 to 3078 and encodes 1025 amino acids. Gene Ontology annotation, biological process: homophilic cell-cell adhesion.
AUGAGUGUGGGGUGUGCGGGGCUCCUGCGCUCCGCUCGCGGCCGCCGCGGGGGAAGGACGGACGGACGGCGCUGCCUCCUUCCGCGAGCAGUUCCCGGGCACCUCGGCGCGGCCCGGGCGCAAGUGGAGCGCGCCUGGCUGGCCGCCGGCCUCCGGAAGGUCCCGCUGCGUCCCCCCUGGGCUGGAUAUGUUCAUGUUCACGUGAAGAUGGAUUUAGUGUACGGUCUCGUGUGGCUGCUGACAGUCCUCCUGGAGGGAAUCUCUGGCCAAGGAGUGUACGCUCCCCCCACGGUCCGUAUUGUGCACUCAGGCUUGGCCUGUAACAUUGAGGAGGAGCGCUACUCCGAAAGGGUCUACACCAUCCGGGAAGGAGAAACCCUAGAAUUGACUUGUCUAGUCACAGGACAUCCACGUCCACAGAUCAGGUGGACCAAAACAGCAGGAAGUGCCUCUGACAGAUUCCAAGACUCAAGUGUCUUCAAUGAGACUUUGAGGAUUACAAAUAUUCAGCGACACCAAGGAGGCCGGUAUUACUGUAAAGCAGAGAAUGGCUUGGGGUCCCCAGCGAUAAAGUCAAUCAGAGUGGAUGUGUACUAUUUGGAUGAUCCAGUAGUAACUGUUCAUCAAAGUAUAGGUGAAGCUAAAGAACAAUUUUACUAUGAGAGAACAGUGUUCCUCCGGUGUGUUGCCAAUUCCAAUCCACCUGUUCGGUAUAGCUGGAGACGUGGCCAGGAGGUGUUACUGCAAGGAUCUGAUAAAGGAGUUGAGAUUUAUGAACCCUUCUUUACCCAGGGUGAAACAAAGAUCUUAAAACUAAAGAAUCUUCGACCUCAGGACUAUGCUAAUUAUAGCUGCAUUGCUUCAGUGAGGAAUGUAUGUAAUAUUCCUGAUAAGAUGGUGUCAUUUAGACUUUCCAAUAAAACAGCAUCUCCGUCAAUUAAACUCUUGGUGGAUGAUCCUAUAGUUGUAAAUCCUGGAGAGGCCAUAACAUUAGUAUGUGUUACAACAGGAGGAGAGCCUGCACCUUCUCUCACCUGGGUCAGGUCCUUUGGGACUCUGCCUGAAAAGACUGUUUUGAAUGGAGGAACUUUGACCAUACCUGCCAUCACCUCAGAUGAUGCUGGUAUUUACAGCUGCAUCGCCAAUAAUAAUGUGGGAAACCCUGCAAAAAAGUCCACUAACAUCAUUGUGAGAGCAUUAAAAAAGGGACGAUUUUGGAUCACGCCAGAUCCUUAUCACAAAGAUGACAACAUCCAGAUUGGGCGUGAGGUGAAAAUAUCUUGCCAAGUAGAAGCUGUUCCUUCUGAGGAGCUAACAUUUAGUUGGUUUAAAAAUGGGCGUCCAUUAAGAAGUUCUGAGAGGAUGGUUAUUACACAGACUGAUCCUGAUGUCUCCCCGGGAACGACAAACUUGGACAUCAUUGACUUAAAAUUCACGGAUUUUGGGACAUACACAUGUGUAGCAUCUCUGAAGGGAGGAGGAAUAUCUGAUAUCAGUAUUGAUGUUAAUAUAUCCAGCAGCACAGUUCCACCCAAUCUGACUGUUCCACAGGAAAAAUCACCUUUGGUCACCAGAGAAGGAGACACAAUAGAACUGCAGUGUCAAGUAACUGGAAAACCUAAACCGAUCAUCCUUUGGUCUAGAGCAGAUAAAGAAGUUGCAAUGCCUGAUGGAUCAAUGCAAAUGGAGAGUUAUGAUGGAACACUAAGGAUUGUGAACGUAUCUAGGGAAAUGUCAGGAAUGUACAGAUGUCAGACCAGCCAGUACAAUGGAUUUAACGUGAAGCCGAGGGAAGCCUUGGUGCAGCUCAUCGUGCAAUAUCCCCCUGCUGUGGAACCAGCAUUUCUGGAAAUCAGGCAAGGACAGGACCGAAGUGUCACUAUGAGCUGCAGAGUACUGAGAGCUUAUCCAAUACGGGUGCUGACCUACGAGUGGCGCUUGGGCAAUAAAUUAUUACGGACCGGUCAGUUUGACUCUCAGGAAUACACAGAGUAUCCAGUGAAGAGUCUUUCCAAUGAAAACUAUGGCGUUUAUAAUUGUAGCAUUAUAAAUGAAGCUGGAGCCGGGAGAUGCAGCUUUCUGGUUACAGGAAAGGCCUAUGCUCCAGAAUUCUAUUAUGACACCUACAAUCCUGUGUGGCAGAACAGACACCGCGUUUAUUCCUACAGUCUACAGUGGACACAAAUGAAUCCUGAUGCAGUGGAUCGGAUUGUUGCAUACCGUUUGGGUAUAAGGCAGGCUGGACAGCAGCGUUGGUGGGAACAGGAGAUUAAAAUAAAUGGGAAUAUUCAAAAGGGAGAAUUAAUUACAUAUAACUUGACUGAGCUAAUUAAACCAGAAGCUUAUGAAGUUCGACUGACUCCUCUCACCAAAUUUGGUGAAGGGGAUUCAACAAUUCGUGUAAUCAAAUAUAGUGCUCCUGUAAAUCCUCAUUUAAGAGAAUUUCACUGUGGAUUUGAAGAUGGUAACAUUUGUUUGUUCACCCAAGAUGAUACAGAUAAUUUUGACUGGACAAAACAAAGUACUGCAACAAGAAAUACAAAAUAUACCCCUAACACAGGACCUAAUGCUGAUCGUAGUGGCUCCAAAGAAGGUUUUUAUAUGUACAUUGAGACAUCACGACCCAGAUUGGAAGGUGAAAAAGCUCGACUUCUCAGCCCUGUUUUCAGCAUAGCUCCCAAAAAUCCUUAUGGACCUACAAACACCGCAUAUUGUUUCAGCUUCUUUUAUCACAUGUAUGGACAACAUAUAGGUGUCUUAAAUGUUUAUCUACGUUUGAAAGGGCAGACAACAAUAGAAAAUCCACUGUGGUCUUCAAGCGGGAAUAAAGGACAACGAUGGAAUGAGGCUCAUGUUAAUAUAUAUCCAAUUACUUCAUUUCAGCUCAUUUUUGAAGGUAUUCGAGGUCCUGGCAUAGAAGGUGACAUUGCCAUCGAUGAUGUAUCAAUUGCAGAAGGAGAAUGUGCAAAACAAGACCUAACGACUAAGAAUUCCGUUGAUGGUGCUGUUGGGAUUUUGGUUCAUAUAUGGCUUUUUCCGGUUAUCGUCCUCAUCUCUAUCCUAAGUCCUCGAAGGUGACCUUAUCCCGGCAGAGGCUAUAAAAGAUUCACCAGGCACUGGCAUGAAGAAAGAGUCUUUGUAAAUGGACAUUGAAAAAACAAACUACCAAAGAUUCCUCCACUGACUACUGACUCAAAAAUAAAAUAACAAAAACAAAUUUUUUUAAGCACUGGGGAUAAAAAGACAUCAUGGAAGUAUAACUUAUUCCAAACUACACAUAAAAGAUAAUCUUGACCUGAGUAGAGAAGAGACCUUCAGGUGCUUUUGUGGCUAAAAAGAUUACAGCAUCAUCUGGUUGAACUCUGAAAAAAAAAAAAAAAAGAAAAAAGAAAAAAAAAAGAGCUAUAGAAAUCCUUGUCAAAGCACAAAGUCACGGCUGGUUUUGUUUCAAAUGAAUAGUUUGCUUGUUACCAUGGAAACCUAAUGGCCUGCCAACAAAAACCUCACUGUAAACAGGGUACGUGAAGAGCUGGCAUUUAUUUUCCUUUCGAGAAGGUUUUACGUAGAGAAUUAAAUAAAUGUAGGCCCUUUUACCUUUGGCUGUUACCCUUCCUUGAAAAUAACCCGAACUCAGAAUUAUUUAAAGCAUUCAUAUUCCUCCCCACCUUAUCCCCAUCCCACCUUUAUUAUUAUUAUUGUUUUCUCCCAUGGCUAAGCUAGAUAAUGUAUGCUGUCUCUUUUUGCAUGCACUGCUAUCCAGGAUGGUAAACCUGGGCUUACAUAUUACACAGGCUUAUCGGAGUUUGCUUGCGGCCACUUGAACACCCAAACCGCGUCAUCUGUUCCAACGGAGAAACCAAACCACCAUCUUUUAUAAAUUGCCAUGGAAACCAAGUGCCUUCAAAGAAACAAGCCUGAAUAAUUUUCAACUCAGAAGCUUGCACUGCUAAGAGUGGUUUGUGUAAAACUAUUUUAUAAACAAACUACAGAGCCUAAACGUGCAAAUUACAGGCAAGACAACAAAGCCGCUUCUGAAGAAGAAAGGACGGAAGCUGCUGCGUAAGCCCAUGCAGACAGGAUAUUUGUUGUUUAACCUCCUAGACAGCCAUGGCCUUUCGGCUUAUUGUCCAUUAGAAAAUAACUUCCAUUGAGACCAGACAUGGAGCAACACUUUUUUUCUUCCAGGUUAUUAAAUGGGUCAACCAGAGCAAAAGGUUGUUAAGAUGAUACUUAGCGCAGAAGGUGGUAAAACACAAAAGUGAUUUUUUACUCUAACCUCCAUUUGAAAUGAAAUUGGCCCUAGCUUUAGAGGGAACAAGAAAAUGUUUGUGAUUGCAGUGCAUACAAACUCUACAGCGGAACUGGGCCUGAAAAAUCUGGCUUUAUUCUAAACACUGAGGGUAAUAUGCCUCUGCCCUUUAGUCAGACUCUGUGCAAAUUGUGAAAUAUUAUUUUAUUAUUUUACCAAGAUUAAAAAACACUUUUACAAAAAAACAAAAACCUGUAAAAAUGAUUUUGAGCUACCUGAGGACAAAUCAUACCUUUAACCAGCCAGUUUUCCAAUGCAUUGUAAAUUUCACUUAAACCUGUUGGUUAUGAAAAUUUGAAGAUCUUUUUCCUUAAAUUAUCUCAGCUUUUAACUUCAUUUAAAAAGACUUUUGUCUAAAGAAGAUUAUUAUUAUUAUUAUAUGUUCUUUCAACACCCCAGGAUUAAAAAAAACUGAUUAUGCAAAUAAUUGGGAUAUAAGUAUUAAAUUAUAACAUUUGCAAAUAUUCAUAUAAAAAGCACAACAAAAUGUAGUGGAAAAAUGACAAAGCUUGAUUUUUAAAAAAAAAUUCUGUAGAAAUGUUUGUGCAAAUUCAGUAAUUCAACUUAAAAUAUAAUUUUACAGCUAUGUUCAAUAAAGCCUCUUUCCAGGUAAGGUA